AUUAUCGAAAGAGAUAGAGAAAAGAAAUUUACUUAUUUGCGAUGUUCCAUGUGUUGGUUGUAAAGCGUUGAGAUAAUUUGUUCGUUAUUUGAGUGUUGAUUGUGUGAAUUGAUUUGUGUAAUUUCAUUAAUUUUAUAAAUUAUAUCACAUAUUUCAGACAAUCUGUAUCAUAUAGAACAAAGGAGAUUUCAGAAGAAGUUGUAUCACAUAUUGAACAGUUCUAUGCACGUGCUUUAGAUGAACUGCAACUCCCGAAUCACGUAGAAUGGAUGAAGGAAGACUUUCAAAACAAGCUGCUCCAGAAUUUCCGAGUUAUUAGCUACGAUUUAUCAUUUUUUGUAAUAAAUAAAAUCAGUGAUACCAUCUUUUAUGAUUUUGCAAACGAAUGCAAUUACACAACAGUUAACUCUGAUUUCUAUAACGAAGUGUUUGUUAUUCUGGAGGAGGAGCUUUCAAGUCAGAUGGAUACCUUGAUUGUGUCCUAUACAGAAGCCGUUCAGAAAUUCUACCCGUAUGAUAAUUACACAAAAGAGCAUAGCGUGAGAUUGAUAGGCCACUUGAUAAAAUCUCUAUAUUCAUAUGUUUAUCCUAAAAUGCGGGAGAUGAGUGUCGGUGUAGCCGAGAACCUUUAUACAACCGGUGAUCUGGGCUCCUUAACAUACAGUUAUAUGCAAGAUAAUCUGGCCAGAGUUGACAUCUACUUCGAGAGUUUAAACGUAGAAGAGAUCCAAGAACAAAAAGCAUACGAAGUUUUUGCAAUAAUGUGUGAUCUUGGUGGUGCUCUUGGACUAUUCUUUGGCGCUAGUAUUGUCGCAUUCGUUGAAGCAAUUGACUUUUGGUUUAUCAGAGGAUGCUGCGGUUGCAAGAAGAAAUCGAUAGAUUAAAACAGUAAAUAUAAACACAGCGAACCGUUUUGAGGUUUUAUUGUAAUAUAUAUAGUAUUAUUAGGAUAUGAUAGACUAAUAUAAAUGGGUGUCAUAAUAGUGAACGCACUCCAUUCGCGUACUUGUUAAUGCUUAAGUGUAAAAAAUUUAAAAAAUAAUUUAAAAAAAAACAUUGUCAUACCAACCAUGUUAGUAUCCUUAAUAAAAAGAUCAAUUUAGGCGUAUUUUACUUUAAAUAUUUUUUGAAUGAUGUAAAAAAAUAUUAAGUAUGGAAGACAAUCUGACGAAUAGGGCACAUAAAUUUAACCUUAACACUAUAGUACAUAGCCUAAAUAUAAUUGUAAGAAACUACAGCACAAGCUGCCAAUAUCUAUAAAAUGUGAUGUGGUUUUGUUGGAUAGAGGAGAAGGUGUUUCGUAGUGGAUUAUUUUUUACAAACGAGGUAAUUGGAAGAUACAGUAGUUUGUUAUUUAAUAUUUGGAAUGCACUUCAAACUACACUGGGUAUGUAGGUAGCUAAGAACAUUAAAACAAAUAAAUAAAUGUUGUUUCGCGCCUUGCUGACCAUAAGGAACGUCACUUUAUGACUUUGUCUUAUUUGAAAUGCAUUUAACGUAGUAUAGGCCUAGUUGUAUACGACUAAAGUUAUAUUUUUACACGUCAAUUUGUUCGUGUCAAUCGAUGUAGGUCGUAACAUUGUUUUUAAUGCUUCGUUACUUAUUUGAUACUGUACAUUAUGAAAAAGACAACAUAAUGCAUUUCACGAUUUGGUUUAAUACUGUACAUUAUGAAAAAGAGAACGUAAUUACUACCGUGCAAUACAGUAUUGUAAUUCUAAUUAUUAAGCAGAAAGUAAGACUUGAGUAACUUAAGUGUAACAUUUAACAUACAUUUCUAUUUAUUUUAUUUGAAUGAAACUUAAUGAAAUGAAUAAAAUCUAAACAAUUUUCGUCAUUAUAACAUGUAUCAGGCCAUCAUCCCUUAAAUAACAUGACAAUAAAAUAUUAUUGAAUAAUGU
Messenger RNA from Anneissia japonica, 1901 nucleotides. RefSeq lists its product as uncharacterized. The transcript has 3 exons. Gene Ontology annotation, biological process: sodium ion transmembrane transport. The record is from RefSeq and is a predicted model, not a curated record. The coding region runs from base 270 to 884 and encodes 204 amino acids. Gene Ontology annotation, cellular component: membrane. Lineage: Eukaryota; Metazoa; Echinodermata; Crinoidea; Comatulida; Comatulidae. Gene Ontology annotation, molecular function: ligand-gated sodium channel activity.